Molecule: messenger RNA, 6405 nt
Organism: Cyprinodon variegatus (sheepshead minnow)
Lineage: Eukaryota; Metazoa; Chordata; Actinopteri; Cyprinodontiformes; Cyprinodontidae
Gene: mypn
Product: myopalladin
Exons: 21
Coding region: 180-5348 (1722 amino acids)
Source: RefSeq, a predicted model, not a curated record
CUACUCUGCUGUUCCUUUUCCAGCAAACUUCAGGGUUUGUUGUGUGGCAGAGAGCAGCUUCCUGUGUCCAGGAUUUCUCCAGGUGGCUGCAGCAGGAAGACUGGGACUCUGCCCCGCCUCCCACCCCCUCCCAACCAGCACAGGUGCACAGAGGCCAGCUGGGUCUAUUCUGAAGCAUCAUGGAAGAUAACACGGAGCAGCCACCGUCCCUGUCCCAGCUGUUAAGAGUGAGCUACGUUGCAGAGGCCAGAGCCCAGCAUCGCCACAGCGAGACGAGUCGCUCUGAUGCCUCUCCCUCCCGCCUUCAGAUUUACGGCUCCCUCAGAGGUAAAGGAGAGGAAGCCGUGGGACACAAUGACGCACAGUUCCCAGAUCUGUCAGCUUUCCUCAGCCAAGAGGAGCUGGAUAAGAGUGUGAACUUGGCCCGGCAGGCCAUUGGACAUGAGACCCUUGAGCAGACAGGGGAUGUUAAGGUCUUGGUGAAGCCGGUAACCACCUCCACCAGUGACUCCAUCAACCACCUCUCCUCAGCCUCCGUUUCUUUAUCCACACCUUCUGCCGUUCCAGUCUCAGACCACUCGCCUGCCUCUUUUUCUGCUCCUCCUGCUUCUACGUCCACAUUGCUUACAUCCGACAAAAAGAUGCACAACAGGCAAGACAACAUGGUGAGGAACAGUGUGGACGGAACUGAGGCAUAUAAGGAACGCAACAGUUCAGCUAGAGGCACCCCUUAUGGACCGGAGACCCAGUCCAAGAAAGAGUUCCUCAAUAAGGCAGCAGACUUUAUCGAGGAGCUGUCUUCACUCUUCAAGGCCAACAGCUCCAAACGGGUCCGACCAAGAACUUGCAAGGCCCACAGGAGCAGGAACCAGAGCAAAAGCCAAACCGAUGAUGUGGUUUAUCCCAUCAGCUCAGACAGCAGGGAGCGUACCAUCCGGCCUGUGGAGAUGGAGCAAGAGAAACCUACCCCAGCAGUGGUCAACCAACCUGUGGUAGAUCAGGACUUGGGGAGUUUGGAGUUCCAGGACUCCGGUGUUCCUAAAGAAGAGCAGUUUGACAGUGUUACUCAGGAAAUAGGGGAUGUAGAUGAACGUCUUGUACUGACAGAGAGUCCACAUCAAGGAGAGUCAGCGUGUGAGCCCCCCCAUUUCAUCCAAAAGCUGAAGAGCAGGGAGGUUCCUGAAGGUACCAAGGUCCAGCUAGAUUGCAUCGUAAGGGGGUAUCCUGUGCCAGAAGUCCGGUGGUUUUGUGAGGGAAAGGAGCUGGAAAACAGCCCCGACAUUCAGAUCAUCACAGACGGCGAGCUGCACUCUCUCAUCAUCGCAGAGGCGUUUGAGGAAGACACCGGACGCUACUCCUGCUUUGCUUCUAAUGUCUAUGGGACGGACUCCACGUCGGCUGAGAUAUACGUUGAAGGUGCUUCCUCUUCAGACUCUGAGGCCGAACAGUGCUUUGAACAUGUAGCCCAGCUGCAGCGAAAACCAGCAAAGUCAUCUCCAUCUUUACCCCAACCAUCAAACCAAACUCCACCUGCGAAGGAGGGCGGCUCUGCAGCACCGCCACCUGCUGCGCCCCCGGCCCAACCACAGGAGGAACUUUCAUUAGAACAUACCCUCACUGCUCCACAAGUUUCUCUACCAGUCCGGACAUCUGCCAUUAUUCUCCAAGUGCCAGAGCUCUCCAAAGUGUCCCUGGUUCCUCCUGCUGAGGAGGAGCAGACAGUCCUACCUGAGCAGGUGUUUCCAACCUCAGCAGGGGGAACAGAACAUACAGAAACUCAGUCUGCAUCAGCAGCUGUCCCGGUCCUUUCAGCACUGCAGCUGGAGCAGGCAGCUGAAGCCACAUCUACGGCGCCGCCUGUGUCGUCCAUCCUGUCACCUGCAGCACAAACUUCCCACCUGCAGACUUCAACUAUCAGCCAGCAUCAUUUAGAAGAAAUAAACGAACAACCUGUCAUGGCAGCCCCAGUGUUCACAAAGAGCCUGCAGGACCUGAGCGCAUCAGAAGGCCAGCUGGUGGUGCUGGAGUCCCGUGUGAGAGGAGUCCCAUCCCCUCGGGUCAACUGGUACAGGGAGGGAAAACUCAUAGAGGACUCUCCUGACUUCCGAAUCCUACAGAAGAAGCCCAGAUCUCCGAUGGAAUCAGAGGAAAUAUGCACGUUGGUCAUAGCUGAGGUUUUUCCUGAGGAUUCAGGGAUGUUUACCUGCACAGCCAACAACAAUUAUGGAACAGUAUCCAGCACUGCUGCUCUGAGGGUCCAAGCCAAUGGCAGCAGCAGCUCCCAUGCGAGGCCUUUCAGUGGCUUACAGUCAGAGUCCCGCCGAAGCCAAGAGCUCACCCCAUCGGGUGUGAACUGUCAACCAGAGGUUACAGUGAGUGGCAGCAUCAAGCCCCACGCCAGCACCGUCCGCCUUGAACCGCUGGUUUCCAGCACGUUACGCCUGGAACCUUUAAACACCAGCACCCUCCGUCUGGAACCCUCCAUCCUGAACCUCAGUGCAGCCUCCGUCCACCGGGAGCUGCAGGGACCCAGUGGAGCACAUCAUGAUCACCAGAGCCAAAGGCAGAUUUUCUCCAGUCAAAGACCCUUCACUGUUUCCCCUGCAGUGGUGAAUACGUCUGAGCAGAAGGCGCCUGGACCUUCAGACCGAGGCCCCCAUGCUAAGGCCGCCCUGACCCCCCCUAACGGCAGCUCUGGUGUGGUCCCUUUGCCCGACCCUCCGCCUAACUCCUGCCUGAAAACAGGCACCCUGACAAACCACAGAGACUCCCGCUCCAGCUCCAGAGUCGGCCUGCGAGUGCACUUCAAACUCCCCGAGGAUGAGGAGGACGAACAAGGGGACACCUCUCACAACUCUGAUGAAGACCUCAAUCUGGAACUGUCCAGCAAAGAGCCUCCACCAGUGCUGGCCAAACCCAAACUGGACCCGGCUCAGCUCCAGCUGCUGCACAACCAGGUCCUCAUGGAGCAGCAGCAGGAAAAUGAACCUCACGCCAAACCGCAGUCCCAACCCCCAUUCCAGGUCCAGGGUCCCAUAGAAUCUCAGCUGUGGUCUGCCAGAACCCACCGUGAACCCCAGGGGUCAUCCUUUCAGUCACAUCAUGUUCCUCCAUCUGCGGCUCCACUCAGCUCCACCGCACCUCCUGCUCCUUCGUUCAGCUCCCCCCCAGCACUUAGCUCCAGCUCCUGGACCCCUCCUCCUUUUCCUCACCUCAGCACGCCCCCCCUGGUUGGUCAGACCAACACCUUCCACUCCUCCCAUCUGAACCUGUCCCCUGCAGCUGUGAGCAGAGCUGCACCUAAAGUCAGCUUCAGUUCCCCCCCUGCACCCAAGCUCAGCACAGUUCCAUCAGAUUCAGCCUCCACCUUGCUGCAGAUCACAUCUCCAACUCCUCAGCUCAGGAGCACCCACGCCUCCCUCAUGAACCUGACAGCCGUUUCCUUCAACUACACCCGGCCUAAGGAGUUCAUAGCAGCGCAGACCUUCUCACCUGUCAGGAGUCCUUCUCCCACAGAAUCCCCGGUUCCUCUGCUCCAAGAGCUGGCUGCUGGGCUCAACUCUUCGGCAACCAGCUCCCCGAUCCCCCCGCCGUUCUCUCCACCACUCAGAUUCUCCCCUACAAGAAUUCUCAAGUCCCCCACCAGCCCUCCAUCCAACCUGUCGUCACCCACUCCGGGGCAGGGGCCCUUCCUGAACAGCACACCCGGCCUACGAGCCCAGUCCCCCCCUCAGGCCUCCUCUCCUACCUCCAGCACCUCCUCCCCCAGCCCCAUUCAGAACCCGGUGGCCUUCCUCAGCUCCGUCCUGCCUUCUCUGACCCCGAGUCAGCCCACCAACUCAAUGGGCCUUCCCAAAGGAGCUCCAUCAGGGGUCAGAAAGAAGACCCCCAAAACACGUCUGCCAUCAACUGGAGGCAUCCAUGAAAGCAAGGAGAUUCUCCUACAGGACAUCCAGAAGAAACUCCGAUUUAAAACUGAGGCUCCUCAAUUGGUACAUCAGCAGAAGCUGAGUAAUCAGGGGAAAACAGCGAGCAGACUCCUUGGACCAAACAUUGCUGCUACUGUCAUUAACUAUGAUGAGGAGUACAAAGUGUCCAAUUUCGAGCAGCGGUUGAUGAGUGAGAUCGAGUUCCGUUUAGAGCGGACGCCGGUGGAGGAGUCGGACGAUGAGGUGCAGCACGACGACAUCCCCACUGGGAAAUGCAUCGCGCCGCUCUUCGACAAGAAGCUGAAGAACUACAAGGCCAUGGAAGGCGUGCCCGUAACUUUCAGCUGUAAAGUUUUGGGGGUCCCUCCUCCAAAGGUUUACUGGUUCAAGGAUGGCAAACAGAUCCUGAAGAAGAACACUCACUACCAGAAGAUAAGAGAAGGUGACGGGACCUGCUCCUUACACAUCGAGUCCACCACCAGUGACGAUGAUGGAAACUACACCAUCAUGGCAGCCAACCCACAGGGACGAAUCAGCUGUUCGGGACAUUUGAUCAUCCAAUCUGGACCUCCACAAAGCCGGCUGACGCCUAUCCAGUCUCAGAGGGUUCGAGCUCGCAUCCAGGAGGUUGAAGGAGAACAAACCCAGGAGCGUUUCUUCCAACCUCACUUCCUCCAGGCUCCUGGAGACAUGACGGCUGACGAGGGGAGACUGUGCAGACUGGAUUGCAAAGUGAGUGGGCUCCCCAACCCUGAGCUCAUGUGGCUGGUCAACGGGAGGCCCAUCUAUCCAGACUUUAACCACAAGAUGCUGGUGCGGGAAAAUGGCAUCCAUUCUCUGGUCAUUGACCCCGUGACGCAAACUGAUGCGGGAACGUAUACCUGCAUUGCAAGUAACAAGGCGGGGCAGAGCUCCUUUAGUCUGGAACUGAAAGUCGUUGAGAAAGAGAGGAAGCACCCGCCUCAGUUCCUGGAGAAGCUACAGAACAUGGGCAUCCCUGAGGGGGCCCCGGUGAGGCUGGAGUGCCGCGUGGCGGGAAUGCCGCCGCCAGCCAUCUUCUGGAAGAAGGACAAUGAGACCAUUUCCAAAACGAAGAGCAGAAUGAGCAUGAACCAGGAUACCACAGGAUAUGUGUGUCUUCUUAUUCAUCCAACAACAAAGGAUGAUGCCGGCUGGUACACAGUGUCAGCAAAAAAUGAUGCUGGAGUUGUAUCUUGCACCUGCAGACUUGAUAUCUAUGCUCAGUGGCAUCAGAGUAUCCCAGCACCAAUGAGGAAAGCUCCACGAACGAGCAGCCGCUACGCCGCUCUGACAGGCCAGGGGCUCGACAUUAAGUCGGCUUUUUCCACGUCAGACACCAGCCCCAUCCUGUUCGCCAGCUCGCCUCCAGAGUCCACCCUGGAGAGCGAGGAGCUGUGAGCGCACGCCGUCGUGGGGAUCCUUGGAGGACUUUCUGUGGCCCCCGAAGACACAAACAGGAGGAAAAAAAAUUAACCAAUCAGAUUUUGUGUGAUACGUUUGAAGAGUAACAGUCAGAUUGCAGCAGCGAUGUCAUUCGUUAAAACAAUCAGCACUAAUAGAUUUUUUUUUCACCAUUCCUAUUUACUCAAAACAUUUAAACAAAGUGUUACAUGCAGAAAAAAAAAACAUACAGUCUUAGCAAAGCCUCAUGAGCCACUUGUGGAGAUGGAUAUUUCUCUCGUUUGGGUUUGACUGAUAUGCUUUUGACUUAAUAAUUAGCUGUAAAGAAAAGAUGAAUGCUUAAUGCUGCUGACAUCUGCUCUUGUUAGUCCUGGUCGUUUACCACCUAUUAUUACUGCAAAGCCAACAUACCUGUACUGCUCAUAGCGAUUACAAGUUAUUGCUUACCAACAUCCAAAUGUAUGAGUAUAUGCAUGCAUACAGACACUUUUCAGGUCCUUUUACUUGUUUUUUUUUUGUUUUGUUUCAUUUGUUUUUCUCAAAUUAGAAAUAGGAAUAGGCUUAAACUUUUUUCUUACCAAUUUAUACAAAAUUUCCCCAAAUUAUAAUGUGGAUCCUUUCAGAGGAAAUCUUGAAUAAUGCCAUCGGUGAUACUGUUGAUAACAAAAAAAAAACCUAAAUACACACAGUACUCUGAAAUAGUACAGUUUACAGAUAUUUCCUACUUUUGUCUUUUUUUUCACACAAGAAUGUCUCAAACAUCAAAAGUAAGGGAAGAAAACUUAUCCAAACCAGCCUGACCUCACCUGAAAAAAGUGUUUAACAAUCUUUGUCUAUGAUUAAUUAGACAUAUUUGGUUCAGUUUCACUACCCAAACCCAGUCCUGAUUAUUACAGAAUCCAAACAGAACCCGUCUGACAACAUGAAGUAGGAAAUAAUAUGUCAAAAAAGAGCAAAUCCCACCAAUAUCUGAAGAAAUUCAAGAGAAUAUGUGAAAUAUGUGCUAAAAUUAGUCUGGGAGAGUUAACAAAAUUAUUUCUAAAGCUUUACGACU